Messenger RNA from Aspergillus aculeatinus CBS 121060, 866 nucleotides. RefSeq lists its product as uncharacterized. The coding region runs from base 223 to 831 and encodes 202 amino acids. The record is from RefSeq and is a predicted model, not a curated record. The transcript has a single exon. NCBI's taxonomy places the organism in Eukaryota, Fungi, Ascomycota, Eurotiomycetes, Eurotiales, Aspergillaceae.
ACCGGUUUCAAAAAAACGCCCCCAGAACCCAAAAUGCACCCACCCUCCGCCAACAACCCCCUUCACACUUCCCACAUUUGGACUCCUUCCAUGAGGUGGAGUCACCCCCCAAAAGAUCAAAAGAAAGCCCCACACCUCGAAUCCUCAUGCACCUUAUAACACGCCAGCCCGCACGUCCGGGCGUGGCAAUUCUUGCACCGGAUCUUGCCCCAGUACCCGCACAUGCAGCAGAAGUGCCGCUGCGAGCGGCGGGGCGCGAUCGGCGAGCCCGCGCGGGCCGCGUGGUACGUCAGCGGCGGCUCGGCCAGCAGGGCCUGCAUGAUGCGCUCGGAGGGAGCGGCGGGGAGGUACGAGCGGAGAAGCGGGUUGGAGUCGUGUUCGGAGCGGAUGAGGGUUGUGGUGUUUGGUUCUUCGGGGGCUUUUUCUUCCGGCUUCGGGGUGGGGUGGUCGUGGUCUUGGUCGGUUGUGGUAGCCGGGGAGCCGGUGGUGGUAUCGGGGACGGGGACGGGGACGGGGGUUGUUGCUGGGUGGGUUGAGGCGUGGGAGGAGGGGGGUUGUGGUUGCGGUUGUGGUUGGGAAGGGGGUAUGGAGGGUUGUUUCUUCGUGCCGCGGUGGUGGUGGUCGCCUCGAGAGGAGACCGGGGUGGAGCUGCGGCGGAGGGAGGACGGGGUCGUGGCUGCUGUGCUGGGUUUCGUGAUUCGGUGGAUCGAGCCUCUGUGUCCUGUCGCACUACCGCCACCGGCCGCCGCCGCCGCUGCUGCUGCUGCUGAGGAGGAGGAGGGGUUUGUUGCGCUGGUGUUUCCUGGCGUGGCGGCGGCGGUGUUGGCUUGAGCGGCUUCUUCGUCGUCGAGGUAGUUGCGGAAGGU